UCAGAGUCAGAAGAUUCCUGCAGUGCAAUACUGAAGUAGUGUAACACUUUUCUGUCUGCUAACCUAAGCUUUUCAGCUGCCUGCCUACCUGUCGCACCCAUCAGGGACCCAUCUGACCUCAAAGCAUGAUGCUCACCAGGAAAGUUAUUCUUCUGUUCUCUCUGUUUGUCCUGCUUGUGAAGGGAGACUUCGACACCAGUGAUGUGGGAAGUCAAGCCAUAUCAACAGAUAAAGAUUCAUUGUCUGAUGAAGCUCCAACAGAGAGCAUGAACAUUGUCUCUCCUGACCAGACUGAUGAAUCCCAGUAUUACGCAGGAGGACCAUCGGACCCCAGGAUCACCAGUUCAGAGACAGCAGACACUCCAGCAGGAGAACAAGUUGCCGCUCCUGAGCCAGCUGCAGCUGCCCUAAGCAGUGCAGAGGAAGAGGAUGAGGAUGAAGGCAAUGAUUCGGAAGAAGGAGCAAAGAAAAAGUUCAACUCUCGUUCAGCCAAACCUCCAAGCUCCGCCCACGCCAACCAGAGCCCCGCCCACAUCGUUCAGGUCCCUGCCCUCCUGCCUCAGCCAGUCGCCCCCCAGCCGAAAACUUUGCCGAAGACCCGGUCGUCCAAGAGACGAUCCAGAACCAACCACCGCCAGAUAUAAUCAAAUUCACCAAACCCGUAAAAUGACCUUCAAAUAUAUAAUCUAUACCCCACAGAUUCAUUCAGAAACUGAUGUACUGCUUUGAACAAUGAAGGGGAAACAUUUGGUGCUUGGGUUUAUGUUCACCUUCAUUCUCAAAAGUUAAGAACCAGCUGAAUUAUUCAGUUUCCUAGGACAGUUAUAUUUGAACAAACACAGACCUCAGUCAGAUGUUUCUGGAACAAACAUGUCGCUUUAAUCACAGCUGUGAAGCAUGAAUGGAUUAACUUUUUCAUGCGUUUGGUUUUAAAGCCGAUAGUAACUACAGAUGAUAUAACUAAGAAAAAUGCUUUGUGACACUUUAAAUUCAGCAUUAGGGCUUGUUGUUUCAGAGACUCUCUGGACCCUGAUAUAUUUUAACCUUAUAAAUAAGGAUUUCGGCCUCUGGACUCCAGCAGACCUCAGAGUAUUAAAUCAAUAAACAUUUUUUUAUUAUUUGUAUUCUUAUGUAUGCUAUGAAACAUUUAAACAUGUCGCUUCCAUCUUUUGUUCCUUGUAUCAUAUUUUAAUAAAGGUAAACAGAACUUUU
Girardinichthys multiradiatus is the source of this 1212-nucleotide messenger RNA. RefSeq lists its product as uncharacterized. The record is from RefSeq and is a predicted model, not a curated record. The transcript has 10 exons. NCBI's taxonomy places the organism in Eukaryota, Metazoa, Chordata, Actinopteri, Cyprinodontiformes, Goodeidae. Bases 126 to 644 code for a protein of 172 amino acids.